Messenger RNA from Drechmeria coniospora, 702 nucleotides. RefSeq lists its product as uncharacterized. Gene Ontology annotation, cellular component: membrane raft; plasma membrane; cell cortex. The record is from RefSeq and is a predicted model, not a curated record. The coding region runs from base 1 to 702 and encodes 233 amino acids. The transcript is spliced from 3 exons. Lineage: Eukaryota; Fungi; Ascomycota; Sordariomycetes; Hypocreales; Ophiocordycipitaceae. Gene Ontology annotation, biological process: endocytosis; septin cytoskeleton organization; cortical actin cytoskeleton organization.
AUGCCUAAGAACGCCCCCCUCGGCCUCGCGGCCCUCCUGGUUCUCGCCGCCUCCAUCGUGAUGCUCUUCUUCAUCAUCCUCUCGGGCGUCACCAGCGCGACGCCCCUCAAUAAGACCUACUUCCUGCAGGCCGACACGAGCGGCAUCACAGGCGCCAAGGACAUCUCCCAGUGGACCUACUUUUACGUCUGCGGCCCCGGAAACACCGACUGCACCGACGCCCGUGCUGCGCCGCCAUUCGGCUUCGCCUGGGAUUCCAACGCCCAAAACGUCCCUCCCGCUCUCUACGGCGGCUACGGCAGCGGUACCACUUCGUACCAGUACUACUAUCUCUGGCGCUUCGGUUGGGUCUUCCUCCUCCUCACCCUCUUCUUCGAGGUCCUCACCUUUUUCGCCGGCUUCCUCGCCUGCUGCGGUCGUCUCGGCGCUGCCAUCUCCUUUGUCAUCGCCAGCGUCGCCCUCCUGUGCUACACCAUCGCCGCCUCCCUGACGACUGCCACAUUUGUCCUUGCCCGCGAUGAGUUCCACGAUGCCGGCCGCGACGCCCAGAUCGGCUCGUACGCCUUUGGCUUCCUCUGGGGCUCCUACGUCGCCCUCAUCGUCACCGAGAUCCUCUUCCUCCUCGGCAUACGCAGCGACAAGAGCAGUUCCAGCCCCAGCGCCGGCAAUCGCAGCAGCCGCGUCAAGGAGGAUUACGCAUAA